Molecule: messenger RNA, 1287 nt
Organism: Purpureocillium lilacinum
Lineage: Eukaryota; Fungi; Ascomycota; Sordariomycetes; Hypocreales; Ophiocordycipitaceae
Product: mitochondrial splicing system protein
Biological process (GO): L-serine biosynthetic process; tRNA modification
Cellular component (GO): cytoplasm
Molecular function (GO): GTP binding; O-phospho-L-serine:2-oxoglutarate transaminase activity; pyridoxal phosphate binding
Source: RefSeq, a predicted model, not a curated record
AUGGCCAAGGCACGCUCCGACAUCACCUACUUCGGCGCCGGCCCGGCCCUGCUGCCGACCGACGUCCUGGAAAAGGCGUCGCAGGCGCUGCUCAACUUUGACGGCACGGGGCUCGGCAUCGCGGAGCACUCGCACCGCUCCGCCCUCGCCACCAAGAUCAUCAACGAGGCCAAGGCGGACCUCGCCUCGUACCUCGACAUCCCGGAGGACUACGACGUGCUCUUCAUGCAGGGCGGCGGGUCAGGCGAGUUCUCCGCCACGGCCUACAACCUCGUCGGCUCCUGGGUGCUGCGCCAUCGCAACCGCAUCUUUGGGAGUGACAAGCAGCACAGCGACGCCGACGACCUCAACGAGCCCACCCUCGUGCAGGAGCUCAAGACAAAGGUCGGCAAGGACCUCAAGCUCGACUACGUCGUCACCGGCAGCUGGUCGCAAAAGGCCGCCGCCGAGGCCGCCCGCUUGUUCGGCCCCGAGCACGUCAACGUCGUGGCCGACGCGCGCAAGCAAAACGACGGCAAGUUUGGCGUCGUCCCCGACGAGGCGACGUGGAAGCUGUCCGACGAUGCCGCCAUGGUGUACUACUGCGACAACGAGACGGUCGACGGCGUCGAGUUCCCCGCCUUCCCCAAGUGCCUGGAGCCCAAGGCCGACGGCUCCGGGCCCAUUGUCGUCGCCGACAUGUCGUCCAACAUUCUCUCCCGCAGGGUCCCCGUCCGCAACUUUGGCGUCAUCUUCUUCGGCGCGCAAAAGAACCUCGGCUCCACGGGCGUCACCGUCGUGAUCAUCAAGAAGAGCCUGCUGCCCCAGCCCUCUGCCACCCUCGUGCGGCACCUGGCCCUGCCGCUGCCGCCGAUUGUCCUGCAGUACGAGAUGAUUGCCAAGAACAACAGCCUCUACAACACCCUGAGCAUUUUCGACGUGUACGUCGCCGGCCAGGUCCUCAAGAAGCUGCUGGCGACCUACCCCGACAAGGUCAACGGCCAGGAGGCCGUGUCCCAGAAAAAGGCCGAGCUCAUCUACGGCGCGCUCGACGCCCACCCGGACGUGUACCGGGUCGUGCCGGCCAAGAGCGCCCGCUCAAGGAUGAACGUGUGCUUCCGCGUGAGCAAGAAUGGCGACGUCGACGCCACCGAGAAGGCCUUCCUGGCCGAGGGCGAGAAGCUGGGGCUGACGGGCCUCAAGGGCCACCGCAGCGUGGGCGGCAUUCGCGCCAGCAACUACAACUCCAUCUCGCUCGAGGGGGCCGAGAAGCUGGCCAAGUUUAUCGACUCUUUUGCCCAGUCGUAG